Leucoraja erinaceus (little skate) is the source of this 2521-nucleotide messenger RNA. RefSeq names its product Era-like 12S mitochondrial rRNA chaperone 1 (gene eral1). The record is from RefSeq and is a predicted model, not a curated record. Bases 103 to 1572 code for a protein of 489 amino acids. Gene Ontology annotation, molecular function: rRNA binding; ribosomal small subunit binding; GTP binding. Lineage: Eukaryota; Metazoa; Chordata; Chondrichthyes; Rajiformes; Rajidae. Gene Ontology annotation, cellular component: mitochondrial matrix. Gene Ontology annotation, biological process: ribosomal small subunit assembly. The transcript has 11 exons.
AGCAGUCCUCCCACAAUGCACGGCGGGGCUGUCAUGGCGUCGAUGGAGAUGCAUUGUUGAGGCAACUCCGAAAACGCUGGAGUCUGCGGGCCAGCGAUAGUCAUGGCGACGAUCUUCGGCCGGACCUGGCUUGCCUGGAGCCUCGGAAACCUGGGCCGGCGGAGUUAUAAAGCAGGUGCCUUUCUGCAAAAUGACUGGCUUCACAGAGUCGCCCUUUUACCAGGCAGCUACUAUGGAAGCAACUCUGCUCUGGGAGAAAUCUUAGGUGUCAGAAAACCAAAGACUGAGAAUGUCAUUGGGCAAUAUCCUCCUGCUAUUUCCACCAGUAAAGUCGAGCAGGAGAACCUCCUCCUCCACCAGCCAGACCAGCCGACAAACCCACAAGUGCUGAGAGUGGCAAUUAUCGGGGCCCCGAAUGCUGGUAAAUCCACGCUGUCAAAUCAGCUUCUAGGCAGAAAGGUCUUUCCAGUUUCAUGCAAAGUCCAUACGACACGGUGCAGAGCUCAGGGAAUCAUCACAGAUGGAGAGACACAGAUAAUUCUCCUCGACACUCCUGGAUUCAUUUCUCCCAUCAAAAAGAAAAGGCACAAUUUAGAAAACUCACUGUUAGAAGACCCCUGGCAAUCGGUGAAAGCAGCAGACCUGGUCCUUGUUUUGGUUGAUGUGUCUGACCACUGGACUCGUGGCAAGCUCCACACCGAAGUGCUGAAAUGCCUGUCACAGUAUUCACAGAUCCCAGCAGUUCUCGCCCUGAAUAAGGUGGACCUGUUAAAGAAUAAAGGCCUCCUCCUGGAAUUGACCAUCAGGCUGACGGAAGGCGUAGUGAACAACAGGAGACUGGAGGUAAAGUCACAGUUCAGCGCGCAGCCACAGCCUCGGGUGCUCACCAGCUUGCCGUCCGGGCAAGGCAGGACUGGAAAUGUUAAUGGUGAAGCAGAAGGCGUGCCAGUCAAAGAGGCUGGAACCCAGGAAAGCACGUCUGAUAUGUUCAAGGAAAUCCCCAGCACUCACCCGCAGGGAGGUUUACAUCAAGCACAACUACCUGGUGACUGUGUUUCUGCCAGAGACAAUUGGUCAGAAGGAAUAGAGGCUGCUCAGGAGCAGGGAUCUGCUCCAGAGAACAUCCCUGAGGACGGGAAAUAUUGGCAGGGAUGGCCUCACUUCAAGGAGGUGUUCAUGCUUUCAGCAGUCAAUGGCGAGGAAGUGGAGACGCUACGGAGUUACCUGUUGUCAAAGGCUCAGCCAGGAUCGUGGGAUUAUCACAGUGAUGUCCUCACUGACCAGUCGCCGCAGGAGAUAUGCUGUAAUCUGAUUCGGGAGCAGUUAUUGGAGCACCUGCCUCAGGAGGUGCCGUACAACAUCACACAGGACACGGAGAUGUGGGAAGAAGGACCAAGUGGGGAACUCCGAAUUCUACAGAACCUUACUGUUGUUAAGAAGAAUCAUGCUAAAUUGGUGAUUGGCCAUGGAGGUCAGCUGAUUCGUAAAAUUGCCCAAGAUGUGCGGCUGAACCUGAUGAACAUCUUUCUUUGUGAUGUACAAUUAAAACUUUGUGUGAAAAUCAAGAAGUGAGUCCACUACGCCCGAAGCCUCCCCAACCAUGCCGAAUCAGUGGAUGCAACAAGCAAGCUAUGUUGAUAGCCUAAAGUGACCUGUAUGUAGCCCAACCUCAGGACUCCUGUGGGAAAGCCAGGCUUUUUGUGGCUGAAGUUUAAAAAGUUGGUAGUUUGCCAGGAAUGUGAGCGGAUUAUUUUUCCAGCAUGGGGUUUAAUUUAAAUAUUCUCCCAUGCAAUCAGUUCCUACCACUGAACUCCUUGACAGGUGGGCUGGGGUUGAUGUUCAGUGAGUUUUUAUUGCAUCCCCCUUGGUGAGGUAACAGCUAAACACAGCAUUUUUUCAUACGUGGGCAUUAGUGGCAAGGCCAGUGUUUACUACCAACUGCACAUCCAUCAAAUUGGUCGCUGAACCACUUCAGAAGCAGUUCAAAUUUGACCAUAUUAUUGCGAGACCGCGGUCACAUAUGGCCCAUACCUGAUGAGAUCAGCAGGUUUCCUUCUGCAAAGGGCAACUUUGAUCCAAGUGGGUUUCUGCGACUAUUAACAGUUUCACAAUCCCUUUUUAUUGGCAAUAACAGCAGCACAGCACCAGAUAUUUAAACUAGUGCUCACAGUGGGAUUUGAACCCCUCUACCAUAGAGUUAGAGCCCAGUGAUGCGGCAUAAGCAUGCUGUAAACUUGUGUAUUUGCUUCGAGACAUCCCAAUGCUCAUCACUUACCCGUGAGGCAGGAGUCCUGGCACUAACCUCAGCCACCAAACAUCCCACAACUGCAAUCUCUGUAAGUGGUCAGAUGGCCAGGGUGUUAGCAUGGAUUAUAGCCGUGAUUAACCCCUAAUGAGGUAAUCGGAAAUCUUGUUUUCAUCCUUUUCUGUGUUGGCUGCUCUCUGAGCAGUUGGGUCAUUUGUUUAUCUAACAUUAUGAAAUGUCAGAAUGCAAAUUAAAUUAAAAAAAUAUGAAGCCGUU